Messenger RNA from Stegastes partitus (bicolor damselfish), 1284 nucleotides. It is a transcript of the gene mettl8, whose product is annotated as methyltransferase 8, methylcytidine. The transcript has 10 exons. Lineage: Eukaryota; Metazoa; Chordata; Actinopteri; Pomacentridae. Gene Ontology annotation, molecular function: tRNA (cytidine-N3)-methyltransferase activity. Bases 9 to 1169 code for a protein of 386 amino acids. The record is from RefSeq and is a predicted model, not a curated record.
CAGAGUAAAUGCAUAAACUGCAGAGCUUCUCUGUGGCCAAACUGGCUACAGUUUUUAUCAGACUGUCCGUGAGAUUGAAGAGCUCUGGAGGAAGACCUUCAGCUCCACUGGGCUCCAGGAUUCUGACCGAUCCUGAUGACAUCUUUAAGCACAACAUGUGGGAUCAUGUUCGGUGGACAGAGGAGGACGAAGAAAACGCACGACAGAAGGCAGAAGAAAAUUCCAGUGAACAGCAUCCUUUAAAGGACCAAGGCAAAUUUGACACAGAAGCUUGUCAGUACUGGGACAAGUUUUACGAGGUGCACCAGGACAAGUUCUUCAAAGAUCGCAGGUGGUUGUUUUUAGAAUUCCCAGAGCUGCUUCCUUCAGGUGACCGAGCCUCAAACUUGUGUCAGGGUCGUCAGCAUGAAGCAGCAGUUCCACAACAAAGUCCAUCCAGCACCGACACAGAGACCGAACACAACGAUCACCACGACAGAAACACGUCUCACCGUCAGGAGUUCUGUCGAGAAGCAGCACAAGAAACAAAUGAAGCUGCCACACAGACUUCUACGUUUCCUGGACAGCAUGCGUCUUUCAGGAUCUUGGAAGUCGGAUGUGGAGUUGGUAACAGUGUGUUUCCCAUCGUGAAUGAAAUCAAAGAGACCGACUCAUUUUUAUACUGUUGUGACUUUUCCCCGCGUGCCGUUCAGCUGGUGAAGGACCACCCAGACUACGAUGACUCUGUGUGUCACGCCUUUGUCCAUGACAUUUGUGAGGAGAUGGCCUCCUUUCCCUUUCCGGCUCAGAGCCUGGACGUUAUUCUGGCAGUCUUUGUGCUCUCCUCCAUUCAUCCAGAGCGAAUGCAAGGAGUUGUGAACCGACUAUCUUCAUACCUGAAACACGGAGGGAUUUUCCUUUUCCGUGAUUAUGGAAGAUACGACCUCUCGCAACUCAGGUUUAAGAAGGGACGUUGCUUAUCAGAGAAUUUCUACACACGUGGAGAUGGAACCUGUGUUUAUUUUUUCACAAAAGAAGAGGUCCAUGAUUUAUUUUCCAAAGCUGGACUGGAAGAAAUUCAGAAUCUGGAGGACAAACGACUACAAGUGAACCGAGGAAAGAAAGUUGUAAUGCGGCGGGUGUGGAUGCAGAGCAAGUACAGAAAAUCAUGUCCAAGUUCAUCGUCUUGACACCCCGUCAAGUCCAGCUUAAUUUUAGGCCUUUUUCCCUUUUUUUUUUUUUUUUACAUGUGGUAUGUGAACAGCAACAAACUCUAUGCAAUAAACUGUUGAAUCAUAUUGUCAA